AUGGAAACCAAUGACCAUAUUCUCCUGGGUUGUCCAUUUGCAAGAGCGGCUUGGUUUGGGAGCAAUUUGAGCUUUUCGAUGCCUGAUGGGGAAUCAGCUUCUCUUCCAACAAUGAUUCAAAAUUGGGACAAAAUGAUUUCCCUGUCUAAGCAGAACUGGUCUCCAGAAGAAGUUUUCCUCAGAGCCCAAUGGGCUUUCGACGAGUACUACUCCCUUACUCGGCACCACCAUCAUCAUGGAGAAGAGUCACAGCCAGGCUCAAUCCUUCCUCCUCAAUUGACGUGGAAGCAACCGGAGAUAGGUCAUAUGAAGAUCAAUUGUGACGCUGCUUUACCUCUUGAGCCCACAGGGGGAGGGCUUGGGGUGGUGAUUAGGAAUCAGAGGGGAGAAAUUUUGUGGGCCACUUCCAUCCCUGUUUCCUUCUUUGAUGCUCUUCUGGGUGAAUUCUGGGUUGUGCGUUCGACUCUAAUAGAUGCUAAAGACCUGGAACUCACCCAUAUCAUUGUGGAAUCCGACAAUGCCACGGUGGUUGAUACCUUAAAUCACCAGCUUCCAUCACUGCCAGUCAGAGCAAUGGGCUUCAUCCAGGACAUCCAUUCCCUUGCUAAUCAGUUUGAGACAUGUCAGUUCGUCCAUAUUUCUAGGGGAGCAAAUCAAGUUGCUCAUACUCUAGCUCGGAAGGCCUUGUCAUUGGCAAGUAAGACAGAUUAG
Messenger RNA from Telopea speciosissima, 711 nucleotides. RefSeq lists its product as uncharacterized. NCBI's taxonomy places the organism in Eukaryota, Viridiplantae, Streptophyta, Magnoliopsida, Proteales, Proteaceae. Gene Ontology annotation, molecular function: nucleic acid binding; RNA-DNA hybrid ribonuclease activity. The record is from RefSeq and is a predicted model, not a curated record. Bases 1 to 711 code for a protein of 236 amino acids. The transcript has 2 exons.